AUGUAUGAGAUUUACGUGGAGACCUGCGGGCAAAACGCUCAGAACCAAGUCAACCCAGCCACGUUUGGGAAGGAUGACAAUCAUUCGCCGAUUAAGACAGACCCAGUUGGAUCGCCUUCGUCCGAAUUCAGGAGAUGUCCAUUCUGGGAGCAGGAACUGGCAAAGAAGUACUCCUACAAAAUGAUGGCCUUUCUUGCUGAUGAAUACUGCAGCUAUUGUCAAGACAUUUUACAGAACGUGGAGGACUUGGUUACGUCCUUCUGGAAAUCUCUGCAGCCGGACACAGUCACGCUCAUGUCAUUGCCUGACGUGUGCCAGCUUCUUAAAUGCUACGACGUGCAGCUGUACAAGGGAAUUGAGGACGUUCUCCUUCAUGACUUUUUGGAAGAUGUUUCUAUUCAGUAUCUGAAAUCCAUCCGGUUGUUUAGUAAGAAGUUUAAGCUGUGGCUCCUCACUGCUUUGGAGGGUUUUCCAGCCUUCUUGCAGAUCUCCAAACUCAAAGAAGUUACUGUGUUUGUCAAAAGACUAAGAAGAAAGACAUACCUUUCCAACAUGGCAAAGACCAUGAAAAUGGUGCUGAACAACAGCAGGAGAGUCGGCAUCCUGAAGUCGGAUCUACACGCCAUCAUCCAUCAGGGUGCUUUGGAUUUUUCGGAGAAAGCCCUGCUGUGUAACCCGAGCGUUGCCAAGGACCGGGAGGAGAACGCAGAGAUGAAAUGUUUGAGCAGUCUGAUUUCUUUGCUGGGGACGUCAGCAGACCUCAGCGUGUUCCUGAAUUGUCUGUCGUCAAAUCUCCAAGCAUUUAUCUUCCAGCCGAGCAGAAGCAAAGAGGAGUUUAUCACAUUGGCUGCCAGCUUCCAGCUGAGAUGGAAUUUCCUCCUGACGGCUGUGAGCAAAGCUAUGACCCUCUGCCACAGAGACAGCUUUGGCUCCUGGCAUCUGUUUCAUUUGCUACUUUUGGAAUAUGUGAUUCACAUACUUCAGUCCUGCAUGGAAGAGCAAGAGGAGGAUGACGACGUGGGAAAUCUCAAGAUGCUACCAGAUGACCCGUCUCCUGUCCAGCCAGGCCAGGAACUCACCCGCCCUCCAGACUCCUCCCCAGCCCAGGAGCAUGGAAGCCCGAGCGCGGAUCCCCCCCGGGUGACCCUGAGACACAAGAGCCAGAGCGCGGCGGGGAGCAGCGUGGUGGUCAGGGUCCCGGGCUUCCUGGUGGACACCACCACGGGCAACAAGCUCAUCCAGGUAUUAUUGGAAGAUAAGGCCACCGAAAGCACCAUCAAACUCAGCCUUCCUCUGGGACAAGAAACCCUCAUAACCCUGAAAGAUGGACAAAAAUUUGUGAUUCAUAUAUCAGAUGUGUCCCAAAGCUCUGAGAAUAUUUAUUUUAGGGAAAGUAAUGCUGACAUGUAA
Messenger RNA from Hippopotamus amphibius kiboko, 1410 nucleotides. RefSeq names its product regulatory factor X8 (gene RFX8). The transcript has 11 exons. Lineage: Eukaryota; Metazoa; Chordata; Mammalia; Artiodactyla; Hippopotamidae. Bases 1 to 1410 code for a protein of 469 amino acids. Gene Ontology annotation, biological process: regulation of transcription by RNA polymerase II. The record is from RefSeq and is a predicted model, not a curated record. Gene Ontology annotation, molecular function: RNA polymerase II cis-regulatory region sequence-specific DNA binding; DNA-binding transcription factor activity, RNA polymerase II-specific.